Messenger RNA from Brassica napus (rape), 427 nucleotides. RefSeq names its product dolichol-phosphate mannosyltransferase subunit 1-like. Lineage: Eukaryota; Viridiplantae; Streptophyta; Magnoliopsida; Brassicales; Brassicaceae. The transcript is spliced from 4 exons. The coding region runs from base 115 to 408 and encodes 97 amino acids. Gene Ontology annotation, molecular function: dolichyl-phosphate beta-D-mannosyltransferase activity. The record is from RefSeq and is a predicted model, not a curated record. Gene Ontology annotation, biological process: protein O-linked glycosylation via mannose; GPI anchor biosynthetic process. Gene Ontology annotation, cellular component: endoplasmic reticulum membrane.
AUAUUAAUUUCUAGUCCUUGUUUUCUUUUGUAGACGACGGUGGCUUUCACAGGCGGAUUAAGACGACGAAGAAAGCUCUCUCCGUAGUAAAAGUUAGGCUUUUGAUCGGCUGCUAUGGCGGAGGAGAAGGAGAGGAAAGGAGAGAAGAAGUAUAAGUAUAGCGUAAUCGUUCCUACGUACAACGAGCGCCUCAACAUUGCUCUUAUAGUCUACCUCAUUUUCAAGCAUCUCCGGGAUGUUGAUUUUGAGAUAAUUGUUGUGGAUGAUGGGAGUCCUGAUGGCACUCAAGAAAUUGUCAAGCAACUGCAGGACUUGUAUGGUGAAGACCGCAUUCUUUUAAGAGCUAGAGCCAAGAAGCUUGGUUUGGGAACGGCAUAUAUCCAUGGUUUUGAAGCAUGCUACAGGUGAUUUCGUUGUAAUCAUGGAU